UGUGUGGCUGUGUGGUUGUGCGUGACUUGCUCUGCGCAAGUCCAUUCCAGAAUUGAAGGAACCACCUUUCACUUAGCCUACUUUCCACAGUCAACACCCUCUUGGGCCACCCUCAGCCACGAGAUGAGCAGAUAGGACACAGGUCGCCACCCUCCUUGUCUUUCACCUUGCAACUUUCCCACCAUUUGUAAUUUCUACACUUUCUCCCCUCUUUUAAUUUUUUCACCCUCCUCCUCUCUUCCCUUUGUUUCCACCUUUCACAUUCUAGCUGCCAGUUCUUCAGGAUUUUCUUUUACUUGGAUCCACAAUCACAGCCCAUGCAAGCAGCAGUCAAGAAAUCAAAUGACACAUUGCACUGGGCAAACCUGCUGCAAAAGACCUCUUUAAAGUUUUAAAAAUCAAAGAUGUCACUUUAAGGACUAAGGUGUGCCUGACCCAAGCCAUGGUGUUUUCAAUCAGCCUCAUAUGCAUGUGAAAGCUAGACAAUGAAUAAGGAAGACCAAGGGAGAAUUGAUGCCUUUGAAUUAUGGCAUUGGUGAAGAAUACUGAAUAUAGCAUGGACUUCCAGAAGAAUGAACAAACCUAACUUGGAAGAAGUACAGUCAGAAUGCUUAUUAGAAUCAAAGAUGGCAAGACUAUGUCUCCCAUAUUUUGAGCAUGUUGUCAGGAGGGACCAGUCCCUGAAGAAGGACAUCACGUUGGUACAGUAGAGGGUCAAUGAAAAAGAGGAAGAUCCUCAAAAAGAUAGAUUGAGACAGUGGUUGCGACAGUUGGCUCAAGCAUAACAAUGAUUUUGAGGAUGAUGCAGGACUGGGCAGUGUUCUGUUCUGUUGUACACAGGGUUACUGUGAGUCAGAACUGACUCAAAGGCACCUAAAAACAACUUCUGUUUCCGUUUAUUCUUCCUUUCUCUCUCUCCUUCCAUCUCUCUCACUCAGUCUCUUUCUCUUUCAGCUCUCCGUCUCACUCUCUUUCUUUUUCAUGUCUCCCUCUCCAUCUUCCCUUUCCUUUCUUCCUAACCCCCCCCCCCACCAGCUUUUCUCUGUGUCUCUCUCUCACUCUGGCUUUCCCAGGGUAGGGCUGGCUCAUUGAGCAUGUUUUUAGGAACUAUAUUUUGGCUGCCAAAGGGACCACCAGUUCAUACCAUCUAGAAAUUGGUCCAUCUGGCCACAGCCAGACAGUACACCUCUGAAGGACUCUUGGGGAUUAAUUCAGCUAAUUCUCACGACAACCUUGGGGCUAGCUAUGGAUACAACCCAACUUUAGAGCUGAGAAAUUUCAGACACACAGCUAGGAAGGGGCAGUCUGACUCCAGAACUUAGCCUUUUAACUGCUCUGAAAGCAGAACUGGUCUUAGAGCCUACACAGGCUCCUGGUGGCACAAAUGAUUUGUGCUAGACUGCUAACCUAAAGAUUGCUGGUUCAACUUAUACACUGCUGGAGGGAAUGUAAAAUGGUACAACCACUUGGGAAAUCGAUUUGCCGCUUCCUUAAAAAGCUAGAAAUAGAACUACCAUAGGAUCCAGCAAUCCCACUCCUUGGAAUAUAUCCUAGAGAAAUAAGAGCCUUUACAUGAACAGAUAUAUGCACACCCACGGUGACUGCAACACUGUUUACAAUAGCAAAAAGAUGGAAGCAACCAUGGCGCCCAACAACAGCUGAGUGGAUAAAUAAAUUAUGGUAUAUUCACACAAUGGAAUACUACGCAUCGAUAAAGAGUGGUGAUGAAUCUGUGAAACAUUUCAUAACUUGGAGGAAUCUGGAAGGCAUUAUGCUGAGUGAAAUUAGUCAGUUGCAAAGAACAAAUAUUGUAUAAGACCACUAUUAUAAGAACUCAAGAAAUAGUUUAAACAGAGAAGAAAAUAUUCUUUCAUGGUUACGAGAGGGGGGUGGAGGGAGCGUGGGAGAGGGGUAUUCACUAACUAGAUAGUAGAUAAGAACUACUUUAGGUGACGAGAAAGACAAAACACAAUACAGGCAAGGUCAGCACAAUUGGACUAAACAAAAAGCAAAGAAGUUUCUGGAAUAAACUGAAAGCUUCGAAGGCCAGCGUAGCAGGGGCACAGGUUUGGGGACCAUGGUUUCAGAGGACAUCUAAGUCAAUUGGCAUAAUAAAAUCUAUUAAGAAAACAUUCUGCAUCCCACCUUGGAGAAAGGCAUCUGGGGUCUUAAACGCUAGCAAGAGGCCAUCUAACAUGCAUCAAUUGGUCUCAACCCAUCUGGAUCAAAAGAGAAUGAAGAACACCAAGGACACAAGGUAAUUUAAGAGCCCAAGAGACAGAAAGGGCCACAUAAACCAGAGACUACAUCAGCCACAGACCAGAAGAGUUAGAUGCUGCGCAGCUACAACCGAUGACUGCCCUGACAGGGAACGCAAAAGAGAAGCCCUGAGAGAGCAGGAGAGCAGUGGGAUGCAGACCCCAAAUUCUCAUAAAAAGAACAGACUUAGUGGUCUGACUGAGACUAGAAGGACCCUGUUGGUCAUGGCCCCCAGACCUUCUGUCGGCCCUGGACAGGAACCAUUCCCAAAGCCAAUUCUUCAGACAGAGAUUGGACUAGACAAUGGGUUGGAGAGGGAUGGUGGUGAGGAGUCAGCUUCUUGGAUCAUGUGGACACUUGAGACUAUGUUGGCAUCUCCUGCCAGGAGCGGAGAUGAGAGGGUAGAGGAGGGUAGAAGCUGGUGAAAUGGACAGGAAAAGAGAGAGUGGAGGGAGGGAGCGGGUUGUCUCAUUAGGGGGAGAGCAAUUGUGAGUAUAUAGCAAGGUGUAUAUAAGCCUUUGUGUGAGAGACUGACUUGAUUUGUAAACUUAAAGCAAAAAAAAAAAAAAAAAAAGAUGGGUGGUUCAAACCCAUUCAGUGAUGCCACUGAAGAAAGGGCCAGGUUAUCUGCUUUCAUAACAAUUUGGGUUGUUAGUUCCUAUUGAGUCAAUCCUCACCCGUGGUGUCCCCGCAUGGGCAGAGUAGAGGUGCUGCACAGGGUUUCCAGGCUGCGGCCCUUCAGUAAGUAGCGCAUCACUAGGCCUUCCUUCUCAGGCAUCUCUGGGUGGGUCGAAACUUCCUAUCAUCUGGCUAGGAGUUGAACACUUAAUCAUUUGCACCACUCAAGGACUACUUCCGUAAAGAUUAAAGCCAAGAAAACCCUAUGGAGCUCAGUUCUACUCUGUAACACAUGGGAUCUCUGUGAGUUGAAAUCGAGUCGACAGCAACUAACAACAACAGAGGGUAUUUCUGUGAGGAAUAGAUUUGGUUGCAGAUAACAAAAAUCCUACCAACAGCAAUGCCCUACUCAAGACGAGUGAGGGUUGGAAGUUCUAUCUGACUCCUUCAUCCACUCCUCCUCCCUCGGCCCAGCUUUCAAUCCCGCUGUCGCUCUGAUCCGAGAACUUGAGGUGGGCGAUUCCACUGCAUAGUCUUGAAUCGAUUAAGUUGACUCUUUCUUUCCACUCUGAGAAAUGUUGGUAAGAAAGUUGAUACACACUGAUAGCUGUUCACAUGUGGACAUGACUGAUGAGGUGGAAACUGGGGAGCUCAGAUGUAGCUCAGCAUUAGGCCUCCGGAAGCCUUCCCAGCAUUUUGUCAAACUGUCACCCUGCGUCUUUGAAGAGGGAGAUGCAGAUAGGUGGGGACAAAGAGAAAGAAACCCUGAAGCUCAGGCACAAGCUGAUAAGGGACCUCACUGGUCCAAGUUAGCUGUGUGCUUAGAAAGAGUUAAAUACGAGUUUUGAUUUCUUUCAUAUCAAAGGGCAAAAUUCAGAGCAAGGGAGAGGUAGUUCAGGGAGAUUGCUAGGAAGCCUGUGACUUAGUCGGUGUAAAUGAUUCUUCUGCACGAUUAAUAUUUUACUUUAAUCCUUUCCAACAUGGCCUUCCUUCUGCAAGCAUUUCAGAGGGCUUCUGCUGGGGCUUUCUUGUUAGCACUUUGGGGUGUGAUUGGAGGCGAGAAGCUGCUGGUUGUUCCUCAGGAUGGAAGCCACUGGCUUAGUAUGAAGGAGAUAGUUGAGCUUCUCAGCGAGAGGGGACACGACAUUGUGGUGUUGGUGCCAGAAGUGAAUUUGCUUCUGAGGGAAUCCAAAUACUACACGAGAAAACUCUAUCCAGUGCCGUACCCCCAGGAAGAGCUGAAGGACCGUUUCUACUCUUUUGGUAACAGCCACUUUAUUGAGAGAUCUUUCCUGAGUGCUCCUCAGGCAGAGUAUAGAAAUAUAAAGAUUAUUGGUGACAUGUACUUCACCAACUGCCAGAGCCUCCUGAAGAACUCGGAAACCCUGCAAUUCCUCAGGGAGAGUAAGUUCGAUGCCCUUUUCACAGACCCGGCCUUGAUCUGUGCCGUGAUCCUGGCUGAGUACCUGGGCCUGCCCUCUGUGUACCUCUUCCGGGGCUUCCCUUAUGUCCUGGAGUACGCGAUCAGUGGAAGCCCAAACCCCGUGUCCUACAUUCCCAGGUACUAUACUCAGUUUUCCAAUAAGAUGACUUUCUGCCAAAGGGUGGCCAACUUCCUCGUUAAUUUGUUGGAGACCCCUCUAUUUUACCUCCUGUCUUUGAGGUACCAAGACCUUGCCUCAAAUCUCCUCAAGAGAGAUGUGGACUUAGUCACAUUAUAUCAGAAUGUCUCCAUAUGUCUGUUAAGAUAUGACUUUGUAUUUGAGUACCCCAGGCCAGUCAUGCCCAACAUGGUCUUCAUUGGAGGGACCAACUGCAAGAAGAGGGGACGCCUAGCUCAGGUUGGUGGUUUUUCCUAUUUUUGAUUACCCUGUUUCUUAGAAAGUAGAAAGGAAUCAUUCAUAUGUGCUCUGUUUCCCCUUACUCAGUCAGCUCUCCAGCCCAUUUGGGGGGCUGCCUGAAGAAAUGGCGGCCUUCCUUUCAACAAAGGGGAAAGGGGCUCGAGGUGGGGAGUGGUAUGAUAUCUAUGGAUGAGGUGAUGCAGAGGAUUUGAAUGAAGACAGGACUGGUGUUUGGUUAUCUGGGAAGAGACUCAGAGUCACAGAAUGAGCCUUUCGUCCUGCUGAAGAGAUAGAGGAGAAGAUUUGCCCAAGGGGCCAAGAGCUGGGAGGACAGAGCAAGUUAAAACCCAUUCUUGCAACUCUGUCCCAUGGAUUUUCCCUGGGCCUAAGCCAGGAAUCAACAAACUACAGCCUGUGGGCCAAAUCUGGCCAGAGGCCUGGUUUGAAUGACCCAGAGCUAAGAAUGGUUUUUACAUUUUUAAAAGGAUGUUAAACAACAACCACAAACAAUAUAUGACAGAGACUAUGUGGUCUGCAACACCUGCAUAGUUAUUAUUUGGCUCUUCAGAGAAAAAGUUUGCUGACCCCUGACCUAGAGUUCCCAGAAUAACUUUGGAAGAUGAAAAUCUGUGUGUGUAUUUGAAUAUUUACAAUUAUGGAAGGCUUCAGAUCACUCCCUGUGUUUAAUGCCAGAAUUCUCUUUUUUGAUACAUUUUUUACCACUGAAAAAGCCUCAAAUAGGCUCCAAACACCGUGAGCAAUCUUCUUUAACACCUGCUAAUUUGAGUUUAAUUUGUUUGUUAACAAGCUGGACAAUUGGCUGGAACUACUCUAUAAAGAGAGGGGCAGAGAUAAUGAGCAGAAUUGGACUGGUUCCAAGAAGCAAGGGGUGUGAAAUAGAAGUAUCCUAUGUCAGGAAAGGAAGGAGCCCUGGUCUUGCAGUGGUUAGGCACUUGACUGCUAAGUGAAAGGUUGGCAGUUCGAACCCACCUGUUGCUCUGUAGUCUUGGAAACUCUAUGGGAUAGUUCUACUCUGUCCUGUGUGUAAGCUCUGAGAUGGAAUUGACUCAAUGAGAAUAGGUUUGGUUUUGGGUUUGUCAGGAAAAUUCAAUUAAAGAAGUUAAAAAGCAGAAGUGUUAUAAGAAACAUUUUGCAUAAGAAGGAAAAAAGCAUCAUUUCUGGUACCUUGGUACCAUUCAUCUUAUUUUUGAAAACAAAACAAAAAAGCCCUGCUCGGUAAUGAGUGUCUCUGUGAGAGUAGAAUCCCUAUUAUAUCUUGUUAAUUAAGAGAUAGAAAUCAUCUUCGGCGCUUAUGAGAUAUGUAUCCACCUAUAUCUAUA
This is a messenger RNA of Loxodonta africana (African savanna elephant), 6058 nucleotides long. RefSeq names its product UDP-glucuronosyltransferase 1-6-like. The record is from RefSeq and is a predicted model, not a curated record. Lineage: Eukaryota; Metazoa; Chordata; Mammalia; Proboscidea; Elephantidae. Gene Ontology annotation, molecular function: UDP-glycosyltransferase activity. The transcript has a single exon. The coding region runs from base 3858 to 4742 and encodes 294 amino acids.